AUGGCCAGAGUCAAAAGCCACACGCGCCGUUCCGAGCGCGACCUCUACAUCAUCGACGUUGACGGAGACCGUGUGAGGGUCACUGCCGCAUCCACAGCCUCUGUCGGGUGCCAUCCUCCGACGGAUACGUGGCAACUCUGCGUUGGUCGCCACUGCUUUAUCUUUCAACUCGCUCACGCCGACUGCGUGCCGAAGAGCCUCCGCAUACUCCUGAAUCAUAGGUCUCACACCUUCGUCAGAUUUUGGAACCAUUCGGACCGCCGGAAGCUGAAGCAUUUGGAACAGUGUUUGGGUAUGUAUCGCGAUCCUCUGGAUCUGAGAUAUUUUGCGGAAGCUGGGAGCGAUGGGGGUCUCGUUCAAGAUUCGGUGGAGGAGAUAGUAGAGAGAUGCUUUGGUUACGUAGUGGAGAAAAGGAAUGAUGGUUUGGCAUACCAGUUUGCUUAUUUGAAUUGCAUUGAAAAGGAAUGA
Messenger RNA from Vigna umbellata (rice bean), 468 nucleotides. NCBI's taxonomy places the organism in Eukaryota, Viridiplantae, Streptophyta, Magnoliopsida, Fabales, Fabaceae. The record is from RefSeq and is a predicted model, not a curated record.